AUGUCGGUUCAGUCCCAAGCCAGCACGGUUCUCCUCGAAACAGUCGUUCUCGAAGUCGUCGACGAUAAUGGACACGUUUUCCAAGCCCGAGCUCUUUUAGAUUCCGCUUCGAUGUCGCAUUUCAUGUCCAAAAAUCUUGCGAACCUGCUCUCCAACUCCAAGGUUGAUGUGUCCGUAGCUGGAAUCGAACAAUCCCACCGGAAGAUCAAGCGUGCAGUAACCACCACAAUCCAGUCAAGAGUCGCGUCUUUCUCUACGAAGCUUCAAUUCCUCGUUAUCGAGCAUCCCACGGCUGACCUACCCACCAUGUACGUCCAAAUCUCUUCGUGGAACCUCCCUAAUGUGCAGUUGGCUGAUCCUGCGUUCCACAUUCCCAACAAGAUUGAUUUGGUAAUCGGUGGUGAAGCGUAUUGGGACCUACACACCGGUAAGAAACUUGACCUAGGCCCAGGUCUUCCCUACAUCAUCGAGACGUACUUAGGUUGGACAUUCUGCGGUUCAACUUCCCAAGAUUCCUCCAACUCAAUGGUGUGUACCAUAUCCAGUACUGAUGCCCUGUUGGAUGCAACUCUACAAAGGUUUUGGGAGAUCGAGACGAUUCCGAACCAAUCCGUCCAUUCCAGCACGGAGAAGGCCUGCGAAGAGCUCUAUGCAGCAACAACAACUCGUGACUCUACCGGGCGAUACGUAGUUCGCCUACCCAAAACGGACAAUCCGUACGUCUUCUUGGGAAAUUCGGAAUCCAUCGCCGAACGCCGAUUCCUCAGCUUAGAACGCCGUCUCGAGCGUGACCCCAGCAUGAAAUCAUCCUAUCACCAAAUCAUGGAGGAGUAUGAGCGUCUCGGUCACAUGAUACAUCUGAACGAACCCGUGGACAACUCGAUUCCACACUGUUAUCUCCCACAUCAUCCCGUAUUCAAGCUAUCGAGUACCACAACGAAGACGAGAGUCGUGUUUGAUGCAGCGUGCAAGACAGCAUCGGGAUAUUCCUUGAAUGACCUCCUACUUGUCGGACCUGUCGUUCAAGACGAUUUGUUGUCACUCAUUAUGCGCUUUUGUUUCUACCCCAUUGCCCUGAACGGUGACGUCGAGAAGAUGUACCGUCAGAUGCUUCUCCACAAGGCAGACCGACCGUACCAGAGGAUCAAAUGGCGUACUGAUGCAUCCCAACCGAUAGCUACCUACGAGUUGCAAACCGUGACCUACGGCACUGCUUCUGCCCCAUAUUUGGCCACAAAAACUCUCCAAAAAUUGGCGAGUGAUGCGGCCCACUUAUUUCCUUCCGCUGCGGAACCAGUAGCCAACGAUUUCUACGUAGACGACUUUCUGUCAAGUGCCGAUGAUGUCGAGUCAGCCAUCCGAAUUCGACGUGAAGUAUCAGCGAUGCUUGGUUCUGCUGGAAUCCCGAUGAAGAAGUGGGCUUCGAAUUCCGUCGAAGUCCUUGAAGAAAUUCCACCCGAAGACCGUUCAAUCCAGCCGUGGCAUGAUUUGCAAGAUCCUCAAUACGUCAGCACUCUCGGUCUAAUCUGGGAGCCCAUAACCGACAUCUUUCGGUUCAAGGUACAAUUGCCGCUGCCAGCUGCUGUACUCACCAAACGUAGAAUCAUGUCCUACGUGGCCCAAAUUUUCGACCCAUUGGGACUAGUAGGUCCAGCCGUUACGAAAGCGAAGCUGUUCAUGCAGUGCCUGUGGACACUGAAAUCCUCCGACAACGAACGCUACGAUUGGGACCAACCAUUACCUCCAAAGCUACAGCAAGAGUGGAAAGAGUUCCACAGUACCAUUGACCUUCUUCGAGAAGUUCGAAUUCCACGUUUUGCUUCCAUCGUCGGGGCCGUCAGCAUCGAACUCCAUUUCUUCGCUGAUGCUUCAGACAAGGCUUACGGCACGUGUUGCUAUGUUCGUGCGCAAUCUGCCCAGGAAGUAUCCGUGAAACUGUUGGUCUCCAAGUCUAAAGUUUCACCCCUAGCAGUACGUCAUACUAUAGCACGAUUGGAGUUAUGCGCAGCUCAUCUUUCCAUGCAGCUGUACAAGAAAGUCGCUUCGUCAUUGAGAGUUGUUCCACCUGCCUUCUUUUUGUCGGACUCCACCACCGUGAUACAGUGGCUUCGAUCAUCACCUGGACGUUGGAAAACGUUCGUAGGCAACCGUGUGAGUCAAAUUCAUUCUUCUACCCCAAUCGAUAAGUGGAAUCACGUUGCUGGUUCGGACAACCCAGCUGAUGACAUCUCCAGAGGAUUGGAUUCAGCCGAACUUCUCAACAAGGCAAGGUGGUGGAAUGGUCCAUCCUGGUUAAAAUUUCCUCCUGAGCUAUGGCCAAUAGGAACACUCCCAACGAAAGAAACUGUCGAAGUAUCCCAUGAAUGCCGUAAAAUUCCCAUUGUAGCAAUGACAGCCAUCCAAAGCACUUUCCACGAAGACCUGUUCUCCAAAUAUUCCAGUUUUUCUAAACUUCGUCGUAUGGUCGCAUGGUGGUUGCGAUAUCUGCAAGCUCUUCGUGAACGUGCAAUCCUUCGUCGUUCCAAAGCGAUCAUUCAUGGUAUACCGAAAGGAUCCAAUGAGCCGUGUAAACCCCUCAAUUCCGAUGAACUCUUAUCAGCCGAGCGAAUCCUCUGUAAAUUAGCGCAGUUAGAGAACUUCCAAGAAGAAUGCAAUGAUCUCGUUGUACGUACGAGCGUAUCCAAAUCAAGUCCGUUGAAGUGGUUGAAUGUUGAUAUGUUGAUGUAUUCGGACUGA
Messenger RNA from Toxorhynchites rutilus septentrionalis, 2736 nucleotides. RefSeq lists its product as uncharacterized. Lineage: Eukaryota; Metazoa; Arthropoda; Insecta; Diptera; Culicidae. The record is from RefSeq and is a predicted model, not a curated record. The transcript has a single exon. Bases 1 to 2736 code for a protein of 911 amino acids.